AUGUCGGAACUAGAGUCCCUAGGAGUCCAGUUGGUGGACCAGACGGACCUCGAGUCCACCAUUACCGCACAGGCUAACCAGGCGUUGCUAGCCAAAGACUCGGAGCUCGAUCAGAAACGGUUGGAAAAGGCAACCAAAGACUUGAACUCCACCCUCAAAAGAAUCCGAAUCCUCUCGGAUCGGUUGAACAGUCCUCGAACCAAGCUCAGCCAGCGCAAGCAGAUCCGUGACGAGAUCAAGUGGUUUGAAGAGAACGAGUUGGCCCAACGCCAGGCGGAUGUGAACGACAUCACCGCAAGACUCAGCGAGAACAAGAAACAGCUCGAAGACGCCAAAAGCAACGGAGGCAUCAAAGCUCCCACAAACGAGAGGCUUGCGGGAGAGUCCGAGAAGGAUUUCUUGAUCAGGACUGGUAAGAUCACUGCUUUCGGAAACGAGAACACCUUCAAGCAAGACUACGGCGAUGGCCACGAGGCUGAGGAGGUCAAGAACCAUCAAGAAUUGAGGGCUCCUGGCUUCGAGCCACCCAGCCACGCUAAGAGGCGAAAACUUGAUUCUGCUCCCGUGGAGCCUAGUGUAAAGGACGAGCCCCACGAUGUCCCCAGCGAUGCGGACUCAGCCAAAACAGAUACUCGAAACAUCGAUGAUGGCGACGAGUUGGUGUACCUCACAAGACUCAAGAGUUGGACAUCCAAAAGGUCAGGUCUAAGGGCUCAGGAUCAACAGGACGACCGUCCUGAAUGGCAAAAGCCACAUCCUGCGAUUCCCGAUGCAGUUCUUAACGAUAAAUUCAAACUCCCGGGAGACAUAUACCCAUCAUUAUUCGACUACCAGAAAACAUGUGUUCAGUGGUUGUGGGAGCUCUAUUCCCAGAAAACAGGAGGCAUUAUUGGAGAUGAAAUGGGGUUGGGUAAAACCAUCCAAAUCAUAUCGUUCAUCGCAGGUUUACAUUAUUCGGGCUUGCUUGAUAAGCCUGUAUUGGUCGUGGUACCGGCCACUGUCUUGAAUCAGUGGGUAAAUGAGUUUCAUCGGUGGUGGCCUCCUUUGCGUUGUGUCAUAUUGCAUAGCAUUGGUUCUGGAAUGGGGAACAAAGCCUCGGAAGAGAAGCUUGAAGAAUACUUGGAAACCCAUGACCCAAAAUCGUCCAAGAGUUCUUUGGCUGGGGUUCAAAGUCAAAUUAAUGCUAAAGAGAUAGUAGAUCGUGUCAUUCAAAAAGGGCAUGUUCUAAUCACAACAUAUGUUGGAUUAAGAAUAUACUCCAAGUACAUUCUUCCCAACGAAUGGGGUUAUGUGGUUCUAGAUGAGGGGCAUAAAAUAAGAAAUCCUGAUCUGGAUAUUUCAUUGACCUGCAAACAAAUAAAAUCGUACAACAGAGUCAUCCUCUCAGGAACGCCCAUUCAAAACAAUCUUAUCGAGUUGUGGUCCUUAUUCGACUUUAUAUUUCCUGGAAGACUAGGAACCUUGCCCGUUUUCCAACAACAGUUUUCUAUUCCGAUUAAUAUGGGCGGAUACUCUAACGCUUCAAAUAUCCAAAUCCAGACGGGCUACAAAUGUGCGGUAGUAUUGCGUGAUUUGAUUUCACCAUACCUUUUAAGAAGGUUAAAGAGCGAUGUGGCAAAGGACCUUCCAAAGAAGAAUGAAAUGGUUUUGUUCGUCAAGUUGACAAAAAUCCAGCAGGACUUAUAUGAGAAGUUUUUGAGUAGCGAAGAUCUCGACUCCAUUCUCAGAGGUAAAAGAAAUGUGCUCAUGGGAGUAGAUAUCCUCAGAAAAAUUUGCAACCAUCCAGAUUUGGUUCACAGAGAAGCUUUGCUACACAAGGCUAACUAUAAUUACGGCGAUCCGGUUAAAUCAGGCAAGAUGCAAGUGUUGAAGGAUUUAUUACAAUUGUGGCAGAGUCAGAAACAUAAAACAUUAUUGUUCUGUCAAACUAGACAAAUGUUGGACAUUUUGGAAAAGUUUGUUGCCAAUUUGAAGGUAAUCAAUUUGGAUGGCGAAGAGAAGCCAAACGAAUUGGACGACAAGGAGUACUUUUCUUAUCUCAGAAUGGAUGGCUCGACCCCAAUUUCGAGGCGUCAGACGUUGGUGGACAGCUUCAAUGAGACCCCUUCGAUUGAUGUAUUUCUUCUAACCACCAAAGUCGGAGGGCUUGGUGUUAACUUGACGGGAGCAGACAGAGUUAUCAUAUUUGAUCCUGAUUGGAAUCCGUCGACCGAUAUCCAGGCCAGGGAAAGAGCCUGGAGAUUGGGCCAAAAGAAGGAUAUAACCAUCUACAGAUUAAUGACCACAGGGUCUAUCGAGGAAAAAAUCUACCAUCGUCAAAUCUUUAAGACCUUUUUGACGAAUAAGAUUUUGAAGGACCCUAAGCAAAGACGUUUUUUCAAGGUCAAUGACUUGCAUGAUUUGUUCACCUUGGGUGACCAAAAUGAAGAAGGCACAGAGACAGGAGACAUGUUCAAUGGCACAGAAAAGACUAUAGGUGGAGGGUCUACCGCGCGGAGAUCCACCAAGUUGAUCAAGCCGGCCCACAAGAAUGACGAUGACUUCUACCAGGUUGCCAAUAUAAUGGGAGUGUCGAAGCUAGACAAAUUUGAAGGAGAUAGAGAAGACGAGGGAUCCGAGAGCAAGGAUGAUAACCGACUCAUGGAGGGCAUAUUCGCCAAGGGAGGUGUUCAUAGCACAUUGAAACACGAUGAUAUAAUUGAUUCAGGCAAUCAGGAACUAUCAUUGGUGGAAAAAGAAGCGAAUAAGGUUGCCAAUGAAGCUGCCAAGGCCCUCCGAGAGUCGCGAAAACUUACCAGAAAGAACCAGAUUGGAACUCCCACCUGGACAGGAAAAUUUGGUUUUGCUGGUAAGUUUGGGGCCAAAAACGGAGCGAAAAAGGGACGUUCCAGCUCACCGGGGACGCUUGCCUCUAGUUCUAUUCUUGACUCGUUGAAGCAGAAGAAGGGGGUAAAGGAAAGUAUCUUCACCAAGGAAAAGCCAAAGGCAGGAGAGGGUCCCGAUAAAAAGGAGCUAAUGGACAAACUAAUCAAGUUUCUUCACCUGCAGCCCAACCACUUCAGCACAUCUAACGACAUAUUGAGGAAUGUGGGCGUGAAAAUGACCAAGGAAAGUGAUACUGUAUUGAUGAGGUCGAUGUUGAGAGAAACGUGUGAUUGGCGAGCGGAGAAGAAGGGGUGGGAGUUGAAGCAGGAGUUCAGAGAAUAG
Messenger RNA from Suhomyces tanzawaensis NRRL Y-17324, 3207 nucleotides. Its product is annotated as DNA-dependent ATPase. Gene Ontology annotation, cellular component: nucleus. Gene Ontology annotation, molecular function: ATP binding; ATP-dependent chromatin remodeler activity. Bases 1 to 3207 code for a protein of 1068 amino acids. Gene Ontology annotation, biological process: transcription-coupled nucleotide-excision repair. The record is from RefSeq and is a predicted model, not a curated record. Lineage: Eukaryota; Fungi; Ascomycota; Pichiomycetes; Serinales; Debaryomycetaceae. The transcript has 2 exons.